Eufriesea mexicana is the source of this 1658-nucleotide messenger RNA. RefSeq names its product RCC1 and BTB domain-containing protein 1. The transcript has 10 exons. Gene Ontology annotation, molecular function: protein binding. The coding region runs from base 57 to 1658 and encodes 533 amino acids. NCBI's taxonomy places the organism in Eukaryota, Metazoa, Arthropoda, Insecta, Hymenoptera, Apidae. The record is from RefSeq and is a predicted model, not a curated record.
AAUAAAAUUGAAGUUACACUGAAAUAUAAUUUCAAGAAUUUAGAAGCAACGUAAAGAUGUCUACUUCGAAUUUGAAGAAUUGGCCAAUUUUUAGUUUCUUAGAUUCAGACUUUAUUUCAAAUAUCCAUAUGGUAUUCGUAUAUGGUGAUUUAGGUAAUGAAGCUUUAAUUGUAACUAAGGAUAAAAUGGUAUAUGCUCUGGGAAAUAACACUUCCGGAUGUCUUGGAAUCGGUGACACUAAUAGUACUCUUUAUCCGAGGAAAGUUGAGGAAUUAUGUAAUCAAAAUGUAACAAUGUUUACGCAUGGUAUAGGUCCGUAUGUUUUGGCCCUUACUGAGGAAGGAAAGGUAUAUUCAUGGGGAUGCAAUGCUCGCAAUCAACUUGGAAACAGUUCUACAGAUCCAUGUUUGCGGCCAACAUGUGUAACAAAAAAUAUAUCUUGCAAAUUUAUUGUCAGUAUAGCCUGUGGAUCUCGUCAUUCUCUUGUACUAUCAUCUGAUGGAAAUGUAUUUGCAUGGGGUGAAAAUACAUAUGGACAAGUAGGUAACGGUGAUACUACUAAUGUAACUGUGUGUACACCGAAAAUGGUGAAUAAUGUAUUAAGCAGUAAAAGAGUUGUUUGCAUUAGUUGUUGUCACUUAUCAAGCGUAGCAGUUACAGAUAAAGGAGAGGUUUAUAGUUGGGGUCAAAACAAUGUUGGCCAGCUAGGAAAUGGAAACACUAUUAAUGGAUAUGUUCCCAGCAAAGUUGCUGGACUUGCUGGUGUUGAAAUUGAAAAGGUAGUUUGCGGUUGUCUGCAUGUUCUGGCUUUGAGUAACAAAGGCGUUUUGUAUGUUUGGGGUGAAAAUUGUUUUGGACAAUUGGGUAUUGGCAACAAUAUCUCUAUUUGUAGUCCAAAGAAGUUGAUAGUGAAAGAUUGGGCGAAUGUAUUGGAUAUAGCAGCUUCGCAUUGUAGUCACAUGAGCGCAGCUAUGGUGGAAGGUAGUGAGAUAUAUGUGUGGGGCGAAUGUCUGGGUCAGAGGAUUACAGUUCCAACAUUGACUAAUUUACGAUACUUACAUGACGCUUUUGCGCGUUAUGCGUUAGAUAACAUUAUGCCUCAACCACUUGUAUACGACGGUUACCAAGAGGAUGUAAAUGUAAUAGAUUGUUUCAGAGAAGCAUUUGAUGAUAAUACUACAAGUGAUCUCGUCAUAGAAGUACAAGAGCAAUGUAUUUAUGUACACAAAGCUGUUUUAAUAAUACGUUGUGAAUACUUUCGAAAGAACUUGAUCGCAAAUAAUCAGAGCGUUAUUAAAGAAGAGGAAUUUUUAUACGAUGCAUACAGAGCAUUUUUAAAAUAUUUAUAUACCGAUGAGAUUGAUCUAGAUCAAGAUCAUAUGGCAGAACUAUUGAAAAUAGCGAUCGCAUAUUCGGAAAAUGAACUGAGAAAACGUUGCAUACUAAACAUACAGGAAAGCGUUACAGUUAAAAGAGCGUUACUCGUCUACAAUAUAGCUAUUGAAUAUAAUGAACCGGAAUUAGAAGAAUACUGUUUCAAGUACGCACUAAAUCACAUGUCUGCUGUAGUACUUACAGAAAGUUUUACUAAAUUAAACGAGCAUAUGAUGAAAUCGUUUAUAAUUAAAGUUGCUCAAGCUGGUGCUUUUAGAACAUAG